Molecule: messenger RNA, 3180 nt
Organism: Phoenix dactylifera (date palm)
Lineage: Eukaryota; Viridiplantae; Streptophyta; Magnoliopsida; Arecales; Arecaceae
Source: RefSeq, a predicted model, not a curated record
AAGGAGAAGGGGGGAGAGGGAGAGAGAGAGAGAGAGAGAGAGAGAGUAUUCUUCUUCCCUUUUUGUCGGGUGCCCGCUGCUCCCACUAUCAGCAUCAUGCCCUCCUCCUCCUCCGCUGCGGCGUAUGAACUCCCUUUUUAGCCUCCACCGGUCUUCCUCCUCCCUUCUUCUCUCCUUCUCUUCUAUAUCCAAGCUUGGAGAGAAAGCUAGAAGAAGACGAGAGCCGACAUCUUCUCCCUCGGCCUCCAGCUCCCAAGCCCUCAACCCCGUCCCCAGGUCGGCUCUCUUCGCUAUCCUCUCUCAGAGCUCUCGUUUGAACUCUUGUUCUUCCCCGUUGGGUCCUUCUCCGCGGCGGACAAGACUGCCCCUUGGCUCGCCCGUUUACCGGCGGUUUUCGCUUCGGAUGAAGCUGCAGAGGACCCCUGUUUGAUCUUUCUGGUUUCCUCCGACUUUUUCCAAGGAUUGGAGGAGACCCCAACACUUGAUCUUCUCUGGCUGGAUUUCAUCGUCAUGGAGAGGUUUUUGCUCAAUCAAAACCCUCUUCGGUUUAAGCAGACGGUGUUGAUGAGAAACACAAUUUCGCUCUGUUGACUUCUCUCGAAAAGGUGACGUUUUUUGUGGGGGAGGGGGGUUGGGUUGUUUCUUUGUUUAUUUGGUGGUUCUGGUUCAAAAAAUGGGUGUUUGAGCAAGCACGGUUCUUAGAUUUUGAGGAGGGGGGCGGGUGUUCCGUUUGAGUCAGGAAACCUUAGCUGCUGGUUUGAGCUCUCUGAGACUUUUGCUGGAAAUCUCCCAACGUUAUUGCCUGUUUCAACCUUUCUUCCUUCUGAUUCUGAUGAAAACCGCUGGUUCUGAGAUUUUUGAGCUCGUUAAGCUUGAUGUUUUAUGGUUUUAUAAGAGGUUUGGAAUGCUACUUUGAUCCGGUGUUGGUGUUGUUUGCCGCCAUGACAUCAAACUGUCCUGAUUUUGUGAAGUGGAGGGAGGAGUUCAUCUCACAGGAGCGUGGAAGCCGAGUCGUCCACUACUACCUGGACGACUUCGGGGGCGAUUCCCAUCUUGCCGUCAUUGGCACUGAAAGGAGCUUGAGGCACAUGCUCUAUGUGGUUUCGGAGGAGUUCAGUCAGGCCUACGGGCCUGACAAGUUGGGGUUCUCUUGCCUCAAGUGGAGAUCGAGAAGAGAGGUGGUAGAUUGGCUGACUUCAUUCCUUCCAGCAAAGACCUGCACCCAGAGUAAUUCAAAAUCAGCAAAAUAUGAGUCGCCACAAUCUUUGAUUGCUGAUGUAGAGGUGAAUGAAUUCGAUGAGACUGGAGGAUAUCUAUUUAAACACAUGGAUAAAAUCCAUAAUUCAGAUAUUAUGUGGUCUGGUGUUUCCUGGACAUGUGGCAAGCAGCUCAGGCACUACCAAGCAUUUUGUCGCAACAGAACCAUAAUAGCUAACCAUUCUUUUGUUCAUGUCUUGUCUGAGGAGGAAAAUCGCUAUCUUGCUUAUUUAGAAGAUAUGUAUGAAGACAAAAAAGGGCAGAAGAAGGUUAAAGUACGGUGGUUUCAUCAAGAUCAAGAAUUUGCUUGUACAAUACCGCCACCUACUCCACAUCCCAAUGAAGUCUUUAUCACACCUUACUCUCAAGUCAUCAGUGCGGAGUGUGUGGAUGAUAUAGCUACUGUUUUAACUCCCGACCACUACGAAAAAUGCUUGGCCUUGCUUCCAUGUGGUUCUUUAGCUGGAAUCUGUUUGUGCUUUCGGCAGUACAGUAAAAAUAAAUUCAAACUCUUUGACUUAAGAACUUUGCGUGGAUAUUUUUAUCAAGCAGUUCUCAUGCGCAUGGAUAUAAGCGCUAAGUUUAGGAAGGAAGAAGAAGAAUCUGGUCAUGGAAGAAUCAUAAAACGUGCUGGACCCAAGAGAAUUAGGUUCAUCAAGGGGAAUCAGAGAUUUUUGGCAGACUGUUUAGGUGCAAAGAUGUCAGGCCAUAUGACAGCCUGCAGACCAGCUUAUGAAAAUCUAAGAUACCAGUUACCUGUUAGAAGAUCACUAUCAGUGAAGUUUGUUGGACCACGCAAUUGGCCUAGCCCACGUUUUAAGGUUGGUGAGAAGAUAGAGAUUCUCUGUCAAGAUAGUGGCAUCAGAGGCUGCUGGUUCAAAUGUACUGUUUUGCAAUUAUCUCAUAAGAAGCUGAAGGUUCGAUAUGAUGAUUUGCAGAAUGUCGAUGGCUGUGGGAACGUGGAGGAAUGGAUCCCUGCCUUCAGACCAGCGGCUCCUGAUAAAUUAGGCAUGAGAUGCUCAGGCCGCCCAACAAUUCGUCCUUAUCCCACAUGUGAUCAUUUUCUCGAUAGUGUUGCAUUUCUUAAUGGAACCCCGGUGGAUGCAUGGUGGAAUGACGGCUGGUGGGAAGGGGUUGUGGUUGGAACAGACAGCUGUGGAGAUGAUAGUCGGCAAGUAUAUUUUCCAGGUGAAGAUGUCUUCUUAAUAUGCCAGAGAAAAAAAUUAAGAAUUUCUAAAGACUGGGUGGGGAACCAGUGGGUCGAUAUCGUAGCUAAGCCAGAUAUCUUGUCAGCAAUAUCUUCAGUUAGCCAUGGAGCAAGGGUAACUUCCUCCUCACUCUUCCCUAAGAGGGUGGAAUCAGGUAGUUCUGCAAUGUCAGACCAAGAUGUCAUCACCACACAAGCCAAUUCAAAUGAAGAAGAUAAACAAGCAGAAACCAGCUUGGGUGAUAAAACUGAUGUGAACAUGAAGCGAGUUAAUUCAAGAAAGCGGCUGAGGGAUGAAAGUUCUGAGGAAGACUCUGAGGAAAAGGCAGGCAUAGGUGGUGACUAGAGUUGAAGGCUGGCAAAUGAAGUUGGACCAGGCCUGCUUUAAUUUUUUUUGUAUGUAAACGUGUGCGUAUAGAAUAUCAUAUAUAAUCACGAUGAUGUUACUUUCUGGGGCCAAAUUAACUGCACUGUAAUUCGGACAAUAAUGGAGGUGAACUGACUGAAGACUUGGCGUUCUUUGUAACUUUUUUAGUUUAAGCUUUUGCCAUCUUAUCUAGCAAUUUAAUUCCAGAUUUAGGCCUUGAGUAUCUGGUAAGAAUGGCCCCUCUUCCAGCUUUGUUCAAAUUGUGCCACUAGUGCUUCCAGGUGCCCCUGUCAUGGGUGCGCCGUGUUAUGGGAAUAUAAUCCAAGCCUACAUUAAUUUUUCAUGGUAA